GGGUUUAAGCUCUUCUCCCCAUCGCUCAUUUCUCAUUGAAGCUCUUUCCAUACAUUAGUUCAUUACUACACUCAAUUGGCGAUCGACACGGCAAGCACUCAAGCAGCUGACUUCGCACUCUCCGGCCUCGACCUCUCUCUCUCUUUCUCUGUUGACACUUACUGUAACGCAUCUAUUUUUUUCCGUAAAGCGCAGCCAUGACCGCGACUUACACAAAAGCCGAAGUGGCGCAGCACAACAAGAAGGAGAACGGCUGGUUCAUCAUCAACAACUCCAUCUACGAUGUCACCAAGUUCUACGACGACCACCCGGGUGGCCGUGACGUCCUCCUCGCGAACAUCGGCCGCGACGCCACGGAGGAGUUCGAGGCGGUGCACCACAGCAAAGGCGCCAUGCGCAAGCUGGACGACCUGAAGGUCGGCGAGCUGCCCGAAAGCGAGCGCCGUCACUUCAUUUCGAUGAGCGAGGUUGCGACGAAGAAGUCGGCGGAUGGGGCGUGGUUCGUGAUCAACAACAAGGUGUACGACGUGACGAAGUUCCUCGACCUGCACCCCGGCGGCCGCGAUAUCCUCCUCUACAACGCCGGCGGCGACGCUACGGAGGCCUUCACCGACAACGGGCACAGUGACAACGCGUACAAGAUGAUGGGUAAGUACUGCAUUGGCGAUCUCGAGCUCGACGAGCGCAAGAAGUACAUGAACCGCAAGGUCACCGGCGAGCAGCACGCCUCCACGACGCAGGUGGUUCGCGUGAAGAGCGAGGAUGAGUCGCUGCUCGCCCGCAUCCAGGAGCAGCUGCAGCUCUUCAUUGUGCUCGCGCUGUUUGUGAUGGCCGGCGUCUUUCUGUUGAGCUAA
Messenger RNA from Leptomonas pyrrhocoris, 854 nucleotides. RefSeq names its product putative mitochondrial Cytochrome b5-like protein. Bases 198 to 854 code for a protein of 218 amino acids. The record is from RefSeq and is a predicted model, not a curated record. Gene Ontology annotation, molecular function: heme binding. The transcript has a single exon. Gene Ontology annotation, cellular component: membrane; intracellular membrane-bounded organelle. Lineage: Eukaryota; Euglenozoa; Kinetoplastea; Trypanosomatida; Trypanosomatidae.